UUCAGAGUCCAAAAUCCAAAUUAUCUUGAACGCUCACCACCUACAGUUUUACAUACACACCAAUUAUCUAGAACCAUGUCAAGCUUCACUCAUGCCACAACAUUGCUUCAUGCUCACAUCAAAACCAAGCAUAGAAACACUUCCACGAACAACCCUUUACCCCUUAACCAAGCACCAUUUUCUGGUGAACAAAAUGUGACAAACAGAAGGAAGUUAAUUUCAACAUUUCUUGCCACCACUUCAGUGCUUGGAAUGCAUGUCACAAUGACCACCCCACUAGCACUAGCCCAGAAUUGGGGCACACGUUCCUUCCUCUGGGAGCAUUUCUUCGAGCCAGGUCUUUCUCCUGAAGAUGCAGUGGCAAGGAUAAAACAAACUGCUGAGGGACUACAUAGUAUUAGGGACAUGUUGGAAACCAUGUCUUGGAGGUAUGUCAUGUUUUACAUACGCUUAAAACAGGCCUAUCUUGACCAGGAUUUGAAAAAUGCUCUCUCUACUUUGCCUGAAAAUCGCCGCAAGGAGUAUGUCAAAGUUGCUAAUGAGUUGGUUGACAACAUGGCUGAGUUUGAUCGGUAUGUUCGGUCUCCAAAGGUAUAUGAAUCGUACCUAUACUACGAGAAGACAUUGAAAUCAAUAGAUGAACUUGUGGCUAUGUUAGCAUAGCUCAAGGGAAGCUGCAGGGUAUGGUAUUUGGAAUUCUAAAUUUUGUUGUAUAAAACGUCUUGACAUUUUAUAUAUUUUUUUUGAAUUUCAAAUAUCAAAUUGAACAUAGAAGUUAUCAGAACGUGAAACUUAAAGUAUAUUAUUGUACAUGUUUGUCAUUAGAAUGUGAAACUUUAAGUAUUUCAA
This is a messenger RNA of Gastrolobium bilobum, 849 nucleotides long. Its product is annotated as photosynthetic NDH subunit of lumenal location 2, chloroplastic. NCBI's taxonomy places the organism in Eukaryota, Viridiplantae, Streptophyta, Magnoliopsida, Fabales, Fabaceae. Gene Ontology annotation, biological process: photosynthetic electron transport chain; photosynthesis. Gene Ontology annotation, molecular function: calcium ion binding. Gene Ontology annotation, cellular component: chloroplast; photosystem II; photosystem II oxygen evolving complex. The record is from RefSeq and is a predicted model, not a curated record. The coding region runs from base 76 to 663 and encodes 195 amino acids. The transcript is spliced from 2 exons.